UAUUUGAUUGUUUUACUCUCUCUGCGUUGUUGUAUUUUCCAAUUGUGAUGUAGAAGUUAACGAUCAGAUGCAUUUUCUAUUUAUUUUACUGAUAAGAACGAAGAGUAUGCAAUUAUUUCUCUCUGUAUGCUCUUUGCAUCGUUGUCGGUGCUCUUGCUAGAUCAGCUACUGUUUGGUUCUUGAUGCUUUAGUUGAUGCGCCUGUAAAAUUGGUCUGCCGAAGGAGUAAUCAGUUGUAGAAUAGGGUAGCUUGUGGAAGUAAGGUUGAGUGGGAGAUGGGACUAGUAGCAAAUCUGAUAUGGAAUUAAAAUUGCUGAUGACGUUGGACCUCUUGUGAUUCACAUUAUUACUUCUGCCACACAGAAAGGGGUUAUGGCAUAUAGCUGGGUAGCAAAUUUUUAUUUUAUGUAUCUUGAAAUUGAUAACUUAUAAAACACAUCUCAUAUUUUUGGUCUUGUACCUGUCAAUUUGGUACACAAUUUGUUCCAACAAAAUUUGCAUGAAAUUUGUAUCGUAGAUUUCUUCAUGCCUAUUUUAUGACGAUAAUACCGAUUACCAAGGGAAACCAAAUUGUCCACCUCAUGGCAUAACACUUUGCAAGGCUUUCCUCCUAUUUGAAAAUUUCUUAUUAUAUAUAUAUAUUUCUUGUUCUGAUUGCUGUAUUGUAAUUAGUUAAAUUCUCAACUCUACCUUCAUGCAGCAGUAGAAUUGAUACAAUCUGGUCCCUAGGAUUUAGGACAAAUUGACAAUCAUUGCAUAAGAGAGUAUGUUGCUAUCCAUGGUCUUCCUUCCUUGUCUCUGUGUCUGGAGACACUAGUUCAGGCUUCAUAUUUGUCCCAUUUGGUUUUGGUUUCCCUUGGUACUAGCUUACUGCAUCAUAUGCUUCUUAAAAAGGAGAAUAUCAACAUGGGUGCUACUACAAGGCCUCGGGAGGAUCAGCUGCAUGGCUUGUGGAGAACUUGACAUUGUCCAACACAACUUAUAUUGGGAUUCAAUUAGUUACUGCCCAGGUCUCAGAUCCAAGUAACUGAAAUUUUCUUUAUUACCGCGAAGUGAUCUGUGGCUCUUCCAACAAAUAUGCUUUCACUAAGAUAAGAUGUCUGGACAACCUGACUAUGUUCGUGAAAGCUCUAGUUCUAGCAGAAGUAGCAAUAUCCAGGAGACUGAAGAUGACAUGACCAUAGGUAGCAUUCUAGCUGAAGCAAAUCAUCAUAAUGGAAGGAAUCUAGGAAAGCGCCUAUCUCAUUUAGACUCUAUUCCGCAUACCCCUCGGGUGAAUGGACAAAUUCCUGAUGUCGAUAAUGCAACAUUGGAUCAUGAAAGGUUAUCAGAAAGAUUGGCCAUGUAUGGUUUAGCUGAAUUACAAAUUGAAGGAGAUGGAAAUUGCCAGUUUCGAGCAGUAGCAGAUCAGCUUUUCCACAAUCCUGAGUAUCAUAGGCAUGUGAGAAAGACAGUUGUAAAGCAGCUUAAACAAUUCAAGAAUUAUUAUGAAAGUUAUGUUCCCAUGGAAUACAAGACAUACUUAAAAAACAUGAAAAGGUCUGGAGAAUGGGGAGAUCACUUAACCUUGCAAGCAGCUGCAGACCGGUUUGGUGCAAAAAUUUGUCUGCUAACAUCCUUCAGAGAUACUUGCUUUAUUGAAAUUAAUCCUAAGGAUCAAUCUCCAACAAGAGAACUAUGGCUGAGCUUUUGGAGUGAAGUACACUACAAUUCCUUGUAUGAAGCUGAUGAUCUUCCAACACGGGCACCAAAAAGAAAGCACUGGCUCUUUUAGAGGAGGGGUUCCAGUAUUAUUUAGCUGCGGAGUUUGAUCUCCUCCUCCUCCCCUCCUCGGUCUCUCUGCCCUAUUGACUUUUUUAGUCUCCAUCCACGUUAAUGUAUUUAAUGGUUUGUGUUACAUUUUGUUGUAUGAUUAUGAUGUGUGUAUGAAAAGUAUAUUAUAAGA
Musa acuminata AAA Group (dessert banana) is the source of this 1944-nucleotide messenger RNA. Its product is annotated as OVARIAN TUMOR DOMAIN-containing deubiquitinating enzyme 11-like. Bases 1096 to 1773 code for a protein of 225 amino acids. Gene Ontology annotation, biological process: protein deubiquitination. NCBI's taxonomy places the organism in Eukaryota, Viridiplantae, Streptophyta, Magnoliopsida, Zingiberales, Musaceae. The transcript has 11 exons. The record is from RefSeq and is a predicted model, not a curated record. Gene Ontology annotation, molecular function: cysteine-type deubiquitinase activity.